Messenger RNA from Hepatospora eriocheir, 387 nucleotides. The record is from the annotation of a GenBank genome assembly. NCBI's taxonomy places the organism in Eukaryota, Fungi, Microsporidia, Hepatosporidae.
AUGGGUAAAAUCAGAGGAAAAUCAAUCAAAAUAGCAGCUAAGAAAGUAUUGGAAUUGUAUUACAUGAGAAUCAGUAGAGAUUAUUAUAAUAAUCAUGCUGUUGUUAUGGAUGUAGUUGAAACUAAUAAAAAAACUGGUAAUCAGAUAGCAGGAUAUGUAACCCAUCUUUAUCAACGAAUUCAAAAGAGUGGGACAGUUAAGGGAGUUCAUAUUAAGUCUCACGAAGAAGAUAAAGAACGUAAAGAGAAUCUCAUACCAAAAGUUGGUAUUUUAGACACUGAAACUGUAUUUGUUGAUCGUUUAACUAAUUCAAUGUUAAAGAAAUAUGGAAUUAGUGGAGCUAAUUAUGUAGUUGUUGAUAAUGAAAGUUAUAAGAAAGUAAAUUAG